Helicoverpa zea (corn earworm) is the source of this 2130-nucleotide messenger RNA. It is a transcript of the gene Vha55, whose product is annotated as V-type proton ATPase subunit B. NCBI's taxonomy places the organism in Eukaryota, Metazoa, Arthropoda, Insecta, Lepidoptera, Noctuidae. The record is from RefSeq and is a predicted model, not a curated record. Bases 88 to 1572 code for a protein of 494 amino acids. Gene Ontology annotation, molecular function: proton-transporting ATPase activity, rotational mechanism; ATP binding. Gene Ontology annotation, cellular component: proton-transporting V-type ATPase, V1 domain. The transcript has 11 exons. Gene Ontology annotation, biological process: ATP metabolic process; proton transmembrane transport.
AAUACAUCCAUUCGUCAGUUUUCGGGCGAGGAGGCAGCGCAGUUUGCUGUUUUAUUGAGCGGACUGCCAAAAAGUGAAAACUGAAAAAUGGCAAAAACCCUCUCGGCUUCCCAGGCAGCCAAGGAGCAUGUCUUGGCUGUAUCCAGAGACUUCAUAUCCCAGCCCCGUCUGAUCUACAAGACGGUGUCGGGUGUGAACGGACCGCUGGUCAUCUUGGACGACGUGAAGUUCCCCAAGUUCUCUGAGAUUGUACAGCUGAGACUUGCUGAUGGCACCCUCCGCUCCGGUCAGGUGCUGGAAGUCAGCGGCACCAAGGCCGUUGUCCAGGUGUUCGAGGGCACAUCAGGUAUCGACGCCAAAAACACUCUGUGUGAGUUCACCGGCGAUAUCCUGCGUACUCCCGUCUCUGAAGACAUGUUGGGCCGUGUAUUCAACGGUUCCGGCAAGCCCAUCGACAAGGGUCCCCCGAUCUUGGCUGAGGACUUCUUGGACAUCCAGGGUCAGCCCAUCAACCCCUGGUCCCGUAUCUACCCUGAGGAGAUGAUCCAGACUGGUAUCUCCGCUAUCGACGUGAUGAACUCCAUCGCCCGUGGACAGAAGAUCCCCAUCUUCUCGGCCGCUGGUCUGCCACACAACGAAAUUGCCGCCCAGAUCUGUAGACAGGCCGGUCUUGUCAAGAUCCCCGGCAAGUCAGUUUUGGACGACCACGAGGACAACUUCGCCAUUGUGUUCGCUGCUAUGGGUGUGAACAUGGAAACCGCCCGGUUCUUCAAACAAGACUUCGAAGAAAACGGCUCCAUGGAGAAUGUGUGCCUAUUCUUGAACUUGGCCAACGAUCCUACUAUUGAGAGAAUUAUUACUCCACGUUUGGCUCUGACUGCUGCCGAGUUCUUGGCUUACCAGUGCGAGAAACACGUGUUGGUCAUCUUAACCGACAUGUCUUCGUACGCCGAGGCUCUGCGUGAGGUGUCCGCCGCCCGUGAGGAGGUACCCGGACGACGUGGUUUCCCAGGUUACAUGUACACGGAUUUGGCCACCAUCUACGAGCGAGCUGGACGUGUGGAGGGCAGGAACGGCUCCAUCACCCAGAUCCCCAUCCUCACUAUGCCUAACGAUGACAUCACCCAUCCCAUUCCUGACUUGACGGGUUAUAUUACUGAGGGACAGAUCUACGUAGACCGUCAGCUCCACAACAGACAGAUCUACCCUCCAGUGAACGUGCUGCCUUCCCUGUCGCGUCUGAUGAAGUCUGCCAUCGGAGAGGGCAUGACCCGCAAGGACCACUCUGACGUCUCCAACCAGCUGUACGCUUGCUACGCCAUCGGUAAGGACGUGCAGGCGAUGAAGGCCGUGGUGGGAGAGGAGGCGCUGACGCCUGAUGACCUGCUCUACCUCGAGUUCUUGACCAAGUUCGAGAAGAACUUCAUCUCCCAGGGUAACUACGAGAACCGCACAGUGUUCGAGUCCCUGGACAUCGGCUGGCAGCUGCUGCGUAUCUUCCCCAAGGAGAUGUUGAAGCGUAUCCCCGCUUCCAUCCUCGCAGAGUUCUACCCGCGCGACUCCCGUCACUAAACGAUCAUAUGUCUGGCCCCGCGGCCUACAUACUCUUGUAAGAUAAAAUAAUACUGUUUAAUAGUAAGUUGUUAAUAGUUAUUAUAAUGUGUAUCACAUACAUGUAUUACGAUCAUGUGCAAAAUUAUAUAAAAGCGUUUCAAUCGUAGAUAACGACUUGUGUAUAUAUUUUCACGCUAUAUCCUCUACUGAGCGGUUAAAUUAUUGAUAGAUGCCAUUUAUUUUGUCUUGUUUGGUGCUUCGGACACAGUAUAAAGGAUAUUGAAAGAUUAAACAGUUAUUUUUGUGUGCACAAAUUGUUGACAUGUGUUCAAAUUAUAUGUAAUUAUCAAAAUCUGUUGUAAAUCAAGAUAUUAUUACUAUUUAUUGUGUGAUGUCGCAUGUCCAAUUGCGAACUAACAGAUAUUUAUGUAAAUAAAAUACAAUAGCCCAGUAACGACACGUUACAUUCCAAAUUAAGUUUUCCGGUUCACUCCAAAGCUACAUUCUGUAUUCAGCUAAUAAAAGUGAAUUAGGAUACUGUUGUUUUCAAUGGAAAUAAAAAUAUAGAAAGUUUAA